AUGCCUCGUCCGGGAAGAAGCACUUACGGCGACCAAAAGCCUCCCUAUUCUUAUAUAUCGCUCACAUUUAUGGCAAUCCAGAGCUCGGGCGAGAAGAUGUUAACACUGAGUGAGAUCUAUAAGUUCAUUAUGGAUCGGUUCCCUUACUAUCGCAAAAACACACAGCGCUGGCAGAACUCGUUGAGACACAACUUGUCAUUCAACGACUGCUUCAUCAAAGUUCCCCGAAGACCCGACAGACCGGGGAAAGGCAGCUAUUGGGCACUCCAUCCGACCUGUGGAGACAUGUUUGAAAACGGAUCCUUCUUGAGGAGACGCAAGCGAUUCAAACUUCCCAAACAUAUGCGAGACAUUGAAACGGCCCAGGCAGCCAUGAAUGAGUUCAAGCAAAUGGAGGCCCAGAACUCGAUUCAGGAACAGGCCAAGAUGCGAUUGACAGCACUGGCAGCCGCUCCCAGUCAUCUGCAAAACAAUAUGCACUCAGACAUCGGUCACACCAUUCAUCAAAACCCAUACAAACAGUCCUUUUCUAUCGAACACCUCAUUGGACCGGAAAAGACCAAAGAAUCCAAUUCGCAGUUAUCUGUGGCUCAGCACCAGUUGGCCGUCGCUCAGGAACAGGCGGCGGCUGCUGUGCGGGCGGCCCUUCACGCGGCUUCCACCGGCUCACUCAUCUCAGCGCAGGCAUUCAGGCCGGGCUUACCUGCCUUUCCCGGAGCCGCUUCUGGUCCGCCGACCACAAUGUCUUGGACUCCGCCCUACACGACAUCAUCAGCGAUGGCAGUGGCGGCGGUGGCGGCCGCGUCACUACAAUCUCAGUUCGGUCACAAUGGCUGUGCGAUGGGAACAACACCACUGGCACUGUCGGCAGACUUUCCUCAUUUGCUGACAAUGAACAGCGCAUCCAUGGCUUUAAGACACGGUCUCACAAAUACCUCAAACAAUUCCCUCAACUCUCUGAACUUCAACUCACUUCCGGUGAGACAACACUUUCUGCCGGCUUUGCAUCACUUCCCUAACUUCGCUGCGGCGGCCGCAGCCCUCGAGGCUCACGACCACACGGCUGCUCUGCUCAGUGCCGUCGGCUCUGCCAACCUCACGCCCCCACCCAACUGUUCGCCAUCACCUCCUGUUAGAGUGGAUUCCGUCUCAAGUGAUGUCUCCGCAAAGUCUUUAGAUGUCGUGUCCGACGAAUCCUCCAAAUAG
Messenger RNA from Oppiella nova, 1206 nucleotides. Lineage: Eukaryota; Metazoa; Arthropoda; Arachnida; Sarcoptiformes; Oppiidae. The record is from the annotation of a GenBank genome assembly.